This is a messenger RNA of Sphenostylis stenocarpa, 714 nucleotides long. The record is from the annotation of a GenBank genome assembly. NCBI's taxonomy places the organism in Eukaryota, Viridiplantae, Streptophyta, Magnoliopsida, Fabales, Fabaceae.
AUGAGCGGCGGCAAGGAACGGAGUGUCAGUAGUAGUGACACUUGUCGAAGGGAGUUAAGCGUGACUUUCAAUUCAGUCACCAUGGGUUCGCUGGAAAACACCACUAGCUCCGGUAAGCAGUGUACCGACACCACCGCCUACGACGACCAUGAUUCCGUUAGCCACCGUCGGUCGCUGAGUGAGUCAAGGGAUGAGGAUUGCAAGACAACAGCAGUUGAUAGAUCUUGUGAAUCCAACAAAAGAAUUAAAGCUUCAUCUGUACACAACCAAUCUGAAAGGAGAAGGAGAGAUAAGAUCAACCAAAGAAUGAAGGAAUUGCAAAAACUGGUCCCAAAUUCCAACAAGCAGACAGAUAAAGCUUCGAUGCUGGACGAGGUUAUCCAAUAUAUGAAGCAAUUGCAAGCAAAUUUGCAGAUGAUGAAUUGGAUGAAAAUGAUGAUGGUACCAAUCACCAUGCAACAUCAACAACUUAAAAUGUGUAUGAUGAUGGCUCAGAUGGGCAUUGGAAUGGGAAUGAGUAAGGAUAUGGUUAUGAAUAUGAACAACAUGAACAUUGCCCCCAUGCUCCACCUUCCUCCCUUCGUGCCUAUGCCUUCAUGUGGUGAUCCAUUACAAGGAGAACCAGAGAAGUCCAUGACAAUGGAUGCAUACAGUAAAAUGGUUGCUCUGUAUAAUCAGAUGUAUCAUCCUCCAGAUUCUAGUUCCAAGAAAUGA